Messenger RNA from Patiria miniata (bat star), 1416 nucleotides. RefSeq lists its product as uncharacterized. Gene Ontology annotation, biological process: DNA integration. The record is from RefSeq and is a predicted model, not a curated record. Gene Ontology annotation, molecular function: nucleic acid binding. The coding region runs from base 1 to 1416 and encodes 471 amino acids. The transcript has a single exon. Lineage: Eukaryota; Metazoa; Echinodermata; Asteroidea; Valvatida; Asterinidae.
AUGCUUCUCCGGUUACAGAGGUAUAACAUCACCCUCGUGUACAAGAAAGGAAAAGAAUUGUUCCUUGCCGACACUUUGUCACGUGCACCCUUGACAACGACCGGUACUGAAACUGAUGACCUGCAAGUCAUGACCCUCCUGUCAAUCUCUGACAUGCGACUUGAACAGCUCAAGAAAGCAACUGCCUGUGACUCUGCCAUGCAACAGCUCACUGAUGUCAUCAGUCGCGGAUGGCCUUCGCAUAUCAACAAUGCCCCACCAAAGGCCCACCCCUACUUCGCGUUCAGAGAUGAACUGGUUCUCGACCGCGGUAUCAUCUUAAAGGGACAUAAGGCCAUCAUUCCCAAGUCACUACGCGCAGAAUACAUCCAAAUACUGCAUGAAGGUCACCCAGGCAUCGAGGCUACCAAACGCAGAGCCAGAGAUGUAGUUUACUGGCCAUCAAUGUGCCUUGAUAUCGAGCAGUCCGUCUCUGGAUGCACAGUUUGCAACGCUACCAAAGCCCAUCAACAGAAAGAACCACUGAAAAGCUACCCCCCACCCAGCCUACCAUGGGAACACAUUGGAGUUGACCUUUUCCAUUGGAACGGUAUGGAUUACCUAGCCCUUGGUGACUCAUACUCCGGCUGGUUUGACUUCGCUUCACUCGACAACACCUGUGCCUCUACAGUCAUUGAGGUACUCAAGAGACAAUUUUCCAUCCAUGGAAUCCCCCGCAUCGUUAUCAGUGACAACGCACGACAAUUUGAUUGCUUCGCCUUCAAACAAUUCGCACAGUCAUGGGGCUUCCAGCAUACAACCAGCAGUCCUCAUUUUCCCCAGUCCAAUGGCCUUGCAGAAAGCUCUGUCAAGCGCGCCAAACAACUCCUCGAGAAGACAAAACGCGACGGUUCAGACCUCUACCGAAACCUGCUGAACAUUCGCAAUGUCCCAACCAACCCCCAGCUUGGCUCACCUUCCCAACGUCUCAUGUCACGGCGUCUUCGCACAACCAUCCCUACCCCGACGCCACUCCUUAAACCCGCCAUUUACACACGCGUCACAGCACAGUUACGCAAGAGGCAACAGCAACAGAAGUCUUCAUACGACAAAUCUGCCAAGCCCCUCCGACCACUGACACCAGGGCAAGUUGUCCGUCUACAAUCACCCAAAGGGCACGAUCAGCUUGGAAUUGUCCAAAAGCAUUCCAGAAACCCCAGAUCGUACAUCGUCAAUGCCCAAGGCACACUCUACCGCCGCAAUCGGAGACACUUAUUGCCAGUCCCUGAACCACCUCCACAGCAACAACACUCACCUGACUUCUACUUACCGCCACAGGAUCCACUGCCUCAGCCUGCCAUCCCCCACGCACCUCCACCACAGCCAGUUCUCACUCGUUCCGGUCGCAUCUCGAAGCCAAAUCCUAAAUUCACUUAA